Monosiga brevicollis MX1 is the source of this 423-nucleotide messenger RNA. RefSeq lists its product as uncharacterized. The record is from RefSeq and is a predicted model, not a curated record. Gene Ontology annotation, molecular function: peptidyl-prolyl cis-trans isomerase activity; DNA binding. Bases 1 to 423 code for a protein of 140 amino acids. Lineage: Eukaryota; Choanoflagellata; Craspedida; Salpingoecidae. The transcript has 7 exons. Gene Ontology annotation, biological process: rRNA processing.
AUGUUGGCUGGCUUCUUCCUCUGUGGCAAGGGCAAGAGCAAGGGUGGUGCGGCCAGCGGUGGUGAUGAUGGCGGCCUCAAGCCCGGCUCAGGCACGGCUGUCGAAGUGCGCCACAUUCUCUGCGAGAAGCACGGCAAGUGUAUGCAAGCGUUGGAGAAGCUUCGGGCUGCCUACAAGCCCGAGGAUGGCAAGCCUCAGUCAGGACUGGGUGUCUGGACACAGGUGGCCAUGGAGUUUAGUGAGGACAAGGCGCGCUCGGGUGGUAACUUGGGUUGGAUGACCCGUGGUGGCAUGGUGGGUCCCUUCCAAGAUACAGCCUUUUCAAUGCCGAUUACCAAGCCUUCGGGCCCCGUCAUUUUCACGGAUCCUCCGGUCAAGACCAAGUUUGGUUACCACAUCAUCAUGGUCACGGGACGCAAGUAA